AUGAGUUUGGGUCAUUAUGAUAAUGACGAUGACGAUAAUUAUUAUCUAUCGAAUUUUAAUGAAGAAGACGGUGCGGUAAGGAAUGGCAACAAUGGUACCGGGGUCAGUAGGUUAAACUCAACAAGAAAUAGAAAUAGAAAUAGAAAUUCUUUACUCAGUAACCAUUCUAAUGGUAAUGGAAGAAUGAACUCUUUCCGUUUGCCAGCAAGAAAUAAUUCGUUAAUUAGACCAGAAAGAAGAAGAAGUCAUAAUUCAAAAGAAAAUAAUCCAAAUUAUCACUCAUUGCAAAAAAAAUUGCAAUUACAAUCGCAUAACCGUAAUAAUUAUAUAGAAAUUAAUAAUGAUAUUCCAGUCUAUACAAACACAGAUCCUGCGAAUAAUAGAUUCAGUAUCACUAGUAAUAUUUAUGAAAUGGAUGAAUUAAAUAUUCAAAAUGACGGACAUGCAAUUGAUGACGAUGAUUUAAACAACACUGUAGAUGAUGAUAAUUAUAAUAACACAAGGAAUCGUAAUAGUGUCAGGAAUUUCGAUGAUAAAUCAGAAAAUACAAAAAAUGAUUAUAUUCAAUUUCAUGACCAAGAGGUUGAUGAUGAUUUUGACACUAUAUUGAAUGGUAAUGAUGAUACUGAUGCUUUAUUAAAUAAAGAAACGUAUACUUUCAAAAGGAAGAAAAAUUUUAGUCUUUGGGAAUUAUAUUAUACUGUUCUAACAUUUUGGGCUCCAGCUCCAUUAUUAGCAUUGUUUGGUUUAAAGAGUUUAGAUAGACAGACGGCUUGGAGAGAUAAAAUAGCUUUGAUUUCAAUUAUUUUCUAUCUGGCUGCAAUCAUUGGUUUCAUUAUUUAUGGUUGCUCGAAAACAAUUUGUAAAACACAAGCUUUGCGUUUUAAAAAUGAUGAAGUUUCUUUAAAUUAUUUAAUUAUAAAUGGUAAAGCCUAUAAUUUAGAAAGGUCAUCACAUCCGGGUGUAGCAGGCAUUGAUGCAGGCACAAAUGUGUUAUAUCCACCAAUUAAUGCAGGAGGUAUGGAUGCGACGUUUUUAUUCCAAAAUGUAAAUGGUAAUUGCCAUAAUUUAAUUACUGCAUUGGAUAAUUCAACUAUUCCAACAGAUGAUGAUGGUAAUAUGGCUUGGUAUUUCCCUUGUAAAUUAAGAAACCCAGAUGGUUCAACACAAGUGAAUUUCACUGAAUCCGAAUAUUAUAGUGGCUGGGCAUGUCAUACUUCGGAAACCGCUAGAGAAUCAUUCUAUGAGCUAGAUAGUACAGCGGACAUUUACUUCACCUGGGAUGAUAUUAGAAAUUCAACAAGAAAUUUAGUGGUCUAUAAUGGACAUGUGUUAGAUUUAGAUUUGAUUAAUUGGUUCGAUAGAGAUCAACUUGAAUACCCUGUUUUAUUUGAUGAUUUAAAAAAUUGGAAUUUACAAGGUUAUGAUUUAUCAGUUUUAUUAACAACUUCACAUGAAAAAAAAAUUGGUAGAUGUUUAACAGAAAUUAUAAAAGUCGGCGAGAUUGAUAGCAAAACUAUUGGUUGCAUUGCAUCUGAUAUAAUCUUAUAUUUAUCAUUGAUAUUCAUUUUAUCAGUUGUUAUCUUUAAAUUUAUUGUAGCUUGUUAUUUCCGUUGGUUUAUUGCUAAAACCCAAGGUGCAUUCGAAACUGAUAAUAGAACAAUGGAUGAGCAUACUAAUCAGAUUGAAGAUUGGUCUGAAAAUAUAUAUUCUCAAGGUCCAGUGAAAAGUGUAGCAACUACAAUGAGGAGUAGAAGCAAAUCAAUAUCUGAUCAAUUAAACAAAAAUAAUAAAAAAACAUUUUUCUAUUCAGAUGAUGGGAGUCAAGAUAUUGAAAAUAAUUAUGGGGAAUUCAAUGAUAAUGAUCCAAUCAAGUAUGGUUCUAUAAAUGGUAUGGUCACUAUGAGUACACAGCAAUUAAGCUUAGGUGAUGUUGAUGAAGAGAUUAUUGAACUUCAAUCAGCAACAUUUUGUAACAGCAAGAAAAAUCAACUAUCCCAAUUUAAGUAUCGAAAUAAGAAGGAAAGUUUAUCCACUCAAUCAUUACUCUUAAGUGAAACCACCAUGUCUCCAGCGCCAGGUAUCAAAAACAAUGUUAGCAAUGUUGAUACUUUAGAUCCAUCAAAUAUUCAUCCAGAUAUUGUACAACAGCCACCAAUUGAUUUUAUGCCUUAUAACUUCCCUUUUAUUCAUGCAAUUUGUUUUGUCACUUGCUACUCAGAAGGUGAAGAUAGUAUAAGAACUACCUUGGAUUCUAUUGCUACAACAGAUUAUCCAAAUUCUCAUAAAUUAAUUAUGGUUGUUUGUGACGGUUUGAUUAAAGGGUCAGGUAAUGAUGUGUCUACUCCCGAUAUUACAUUAGGUAUGAUGAAAGAUUUUGUUGUGGAGCCAAAAAAUGUGGAAGCACAUUCAUAUGUUGCAGUCGCAGCAGGUAAAAAGAGACACAAUAUGGCUAAGGUUUACGCGGGCUUUUAUAAUUAUGAUGAUGACACAGUUCCAAUUGAAAAACAGCAACAAGUUCCAAUGAUUACUAUUGUCAAAUGUGGUACACCAGAAGAACAAGUUUCCGCAAAACCUGGUAAUAGAGGUAAACGUGAUUCCCAAAUUAUUUUGAUGUCUUUCUUACAAAAAAUUACUUUUGAUGAAAGAAUGUCUCAGUUAGAAUAUCAAAUAUUAAGUAAUAUAUGGCAGAUAACUGGUUUAAUGGCAAGUUUCUAUGAAUGUGUAUUAAUGGUAGAUGCAGAUACAAAAGUAUUCCCAGAUUCAUUGACACAUAUGGUUGCUGAAUUAGUAAGGGAUCCGAAUAUAUCUGGAUUAUGUGGUGAAACUAAAAUUGCUAAUAAAUCAGAUACUUGGAUAACAGCUAUUCAAGUAUUUGAAUAUUUUAUAUCGCAUCAUUUAUCAAAAGCUUUUGAAUCAGUUUUUGGUUCAGUUACAUGUUUGCCAGGCUGUUUUUCUAUUUAUCGUAUUAAGAGUCCAAAAGGUCAUGAUGGGUACUGGGUACCUAUUUUAGCAAAUCCUGAUAUUGUCGAACGUUAUUCUGAUAACGUUACUGAUACAUUGCAUAAAAAAAACCUGUUAUUAUUAGGUGAAGAUAGAUAUUUAUCCUCGUUAAUGUUAGGGACAUUUCCUAAAAAGAAACAGAUUUUUGUCCGAAAAGCUGCCUGUAAAACUGUUGUACCAGACACGUUUAAAGUUCUUUUAUCGCAACGUCGUCGUUGGAUUAAUUCAACUAUUCAUAAUUUGUUUGAGUUAGUCUUGAUAAAGGAUUUAUGUGGUGUUUUCUGUUUCUCAAUGCAAUUUGUAAUUGGUAUGGAAUUGAUAGGGACAUUAGUUCUUCCAUUAGCAUUAGCAUCGACACUAUAUGUAAUUUUCUAUGCAAUUGCUUCCCAGACGGCUCCUAUUGUGACAUUGGUUUUGUUAGCCAUCAUCCUAGGUCUACCCGGUGUUUUAGUGGUACUCACUGCUACUAAAGCGAUAUAUUUAAUGUGGAUGCUAAUUUACCUUUUCGCUUUGCCUGUCUGGACUUUUGUACUACCUAUAUAUGCAUUUUGGAAAUUUGACGACUUUAGUUGGGGUGAGACAAGAACUAUUAGUGGUGGAGAAGGUGCUGAAGAGGCUGAUGAAGGUCAAUUUGAUUCUUCUAACAUCAAAAUGAGAACUUGGAGAGAAUUUGAAAGGUCAGAAAAGAGGGAGAGAGGUGAGCUUUAA
Molecule: messenger RNA, 3711 nt
Organism: Tetrapisispora phaffii CBS 4417
Lineage: Eukaryota; Fungi; Ascomycota; Saccharomycetes; Saccharomycetales; Saccharomycetaceae
Gene: CHS3
Product: chitin synthase CHS3
Exons: 1
Coding region: 1-3711 (1236 amino acids)
Cellular component (GO): cell septum; cell periphery
Molecular function (GO): chitin synthase activity
Source: RefSeq, a predicted model, not a curated record